CGACGCGGAAUUCGAAGUUCGGUCUUGACGCUCGCAUAGCCGUCUUUCACAAGUGAAUACGUUUUAUUUAAAAAUGAUUGAUUUAUAAAUUAAAUGAACAUAAAUAAUACUGAAAAUAUGACAUUAUAUCAUUUCGGAAAUUGUUUAGCUUUAGUAUAUGUUCCAUAUUACCUUACUUACAAAUAUUCAGGCCUAUCUGAAUAUGGUGCAUUUUGGAAAUGCAUUCAAGCUGGGGGUAUUUAUAUAUUCACUCAAUUAGUAAAAAUGCUUGCGCUUGCUACUUUCUUUCCUACAGCUGACAGUGUAGGAGAAGAAGGUUUUGAUAUAAUUGGUGAAUUUUUAAAAUCAUCAAUAGAUUUAGCUGACUUAGUAGGAAUAUUAUUAGUAUUAAAUAGUAUACCUGGUAAGGGACAUGCAAAAGUCUUAACUGCUGGAGUUGGAUGGGCUGGAGCUGAAGUAUUGCUUACUAGAUUUCUUUUGUUAUGGGUUGGAGCAAGAGGUGCAGAAUUUGAUUGGAAAUACAUUCAGAAGAGUCUUGAAUCUAAUAUUAAUUUAGUGCAACAUAUAACUAUGGCAACACUUGUAUGGUUAUGGUCAAGGCAUGAUUUAAAACGAGGUUUAGUUCCAAUAGUAGUUAGCAUGCUCAUACUUACUGUCUAUAGGCAGCUUGUGUUAGAUUUUCUUAUAGUAUUUUUCUUAACUGGCCCAUGGUCAACUCUUAUUGUUAAAGCUAUUACCACAUUUAUUAUGGGUAUUACAACAUUAUAUAUUUAUGCAGAUCUUGCUCAUUCUAUUGGUAUCUUUUGAAUAAUAUUUCUAAAGAAUAUAUUUUUUAUUUUGGGCUGUUGUAAUAUAUAUGUAACAAAAUAAAUCCUAUUCUGGUAAUGAAUCGCA
Osmia bicornis bicornis is the source of this 894-nucleotide messenger RNA. RefSeq names its product transmembrane protein 147. NCBI's taxonomy places the organism in Eukaryota, Metazoa, Arthropoda, Insecta, Hymenoptera, Megachilidae. Bases 94 to 807 code for a protein of 237 amino acids. The transcript is spliced from 4 exons. The record is from RefSeq and is a predicted model, not a curated record.